This is a messenger RNA of Lycium ferocissimum, 1044 nucleotides long. RefSeq names its product ras-related protein RABC1. The record is from RefSeq and is a predicted model, not a curated record. Gene Ontology annotation, molecular function: GTPase activity; GTP binding. The transcript has 7 exons. Lineage: Eukaryota; Viridiplantae; Streptophyta; Magnoliopsida; Solanales; Solanaceae. Bases 226 to 855 code for a protein of 209 amino acids.
AAAGUUUGCCUUCAAAAAAAGCAACUCUUCAUAUACCAACUUUUUCUCCAAUGUUCUUCCACCUUUACAACACUCUCUCCAUGUAUAAUAAUUAUAAAAAAUAAAUAAUCUCAUCUUUUUAUAAUUACACUUUACCAAUUAUCUCCAUAAUUCCAGGGUUUUUAAGGUUGAUUGAGUAUUUGGGUAUUGUUGGAAAUUUGAGAUAGUUGAAGGGUAUUUAAGGAAAUGGAGGCAUCUUCAUCUGCACCAGAGUUUGAUUACUUGUUUAAGCUGUUGAUGAUUGGAGAUUCAGGUGUUGGGAAGAGUAGUUUGUUGCUCAGUUUCACUUCUGAUUCUUUUGAAGAUCUUUCUCCAACUAUUGGUGUGGACUUCAAGGUUAAACAUGUCACCGUCGGGGGUAAGAAGUUGAAGCUUGCUAUAUGGGAUACAGCUGGACAGGAAAGAUUUAGGACUUUAACAAGUUCAUACUACCGAGGAGCUCAAGGAAUAAUCAUGGUUUAUGAUGUAACAAGGCGAGACACAUUCACUAAUCUCUCUGAUAUAUGGGCCAAAGAAAUAGACCUGUACUCGACAAAUCAGGAGUGCAUCAAGAUGCUUGUUGGCAACAAAGUUGAUAAGGAGAGUGAAAGGGUUGUCAGCAAAAAAGAGGGAAUUGAUUUUGCCAGGGAAUAUGGAUGUCUUUUCAUUGAAUGCAGUGCAAAGACAAGGGUCAAUGUCGAGCAGUGCUUUGAGGAGCUUGUGCUGAAGAUUUUGGACACUCCAAGUCUGCUGGCUGAAGGUUCAGCUGGUGUCAAGAAAAAUAUAUUUAGACAGAAACCUCCAGAAACUGAUGCAUCAACAAGUGGCUGUUGUUGAGAUGGAUGUUUACAUCCCUUCAUGCUUUCACAUCUAUGGUUUCCCUUUCUUUUGUAAAAGAAAAUGAUGUAAUUACUUGGAGAUCAGCUAACUGUGUUUCUAUCCUUCACGUUUGUAGUUCUUGUGACUGAAUGUUCUUCUGUUGUCCACUCGACUUUAAUUUAAUAUUUGAAGAUGAUUUCUUUUUUC